CAACUUUCAGUUGAGUUUCUGCGGCGCUACGUGCUGCAAGCGUGCGGUCGAUUGAGCAAAUCCAUCUUGGAGCUUGGAGCAAAGGAUACUUCCUUCAUCAAUUGUGGUGUGACACAUAGAACUGACUCAAGUGAACAGUGUCCAGCGAGUUGCUCGGUUCAAGUAAUUCAAUAUGUAUUUACCGUACUCGCAAUUGCCGGAUCCGACCGACAAAUUCGAGAUCUACGAGGAGAUUGCGCAGGGCGUCAAUGCCAAGGUGUUUCGAGCCAAGGAAUUGGACAAUGAUCGCAUCGUUGCACUGAAGAUACAGCACUAUGAUGAGGAGCACCAGGUGUCCAUUGAGGAGGAGUAUCGCACGCUGCGCGACUAUUGCGCCCAUCCCAAUUUGCCCGAAUUCUAUGGCGUCUACAAGCUAUCGAAGCCCAAUGGACCCGACGAGAUCUGGUUUGUCAUGGAGUAUUGCGCCGGCGGCACCGCCGUGGACAUGGUCAACAAGCUGCUCAAGCUGGACCGUCGCAUGCGGGAGGAGCACAUUGCGUACAUUAUCAGGGAAACCUGUCGCGCAGCCAUCGAGCUGAAUCGCAACCAUGUGCUGCACCGCGACAUACGUGGCGACAACAUUCUAUUGACCAAGAACGGACGCAUUAAGCUCUGUGACUUUGGGCUAUCGCGUCAGGUGGACUCGACGCUGGGCAAGCGGGGCACCUGCAUUGGGUCGCCCUGCUGGAUGGCACCCGAGGUGGUGAAGGCCAUGGAGGCCCGUGAGCCGGACAUAACCGUGCGUGCCGAUGUCUGGGCCCUGGGCAUAACCACCAUUGAGCUGGCCGACGGCAAGCCACCGUUUGCCGACAUGCAUCCUACACGGGCGAUGUUCGCAAUCGUCCGAAAUCCGCCGCCCACCCUGACACGCCCCACCAACUGGUCGCAGCAAAUCAAUGACUUUAUUGCCGAGUGCCUGGAGAAGAAUGCCGAGAAUCGUCCGAUGAUGGUGGAGAUGGUGGAGCACCCGUUUCUCACCGAGCUUAUCGAGAACGAAGACGAAAUGCGCUCGGAUCUCGCCGAGAUGCUGGAGCUGGCAAGCGACGUGAAGACGCUGUACAAGGAGCCCGAACUGUUCGUGGAUCGCGGCUAUAUUAAGCGCUUCGAUGAGAAACCGGAACGCAUGUAUCCCGAGGACCUGGCAGCCAUAGACAAUCCAACGGACGAGAGCAUACUCGACUCGCUGCGCAAUCGCAUGGAAAUGGGCGAGUCCUACAGCUUCAUUGGCGACAUACUGCUCUCGCUGAACUCGAAUGAGCUCAAGCAGGAGUUUAGCAAUGAUUUUCAUGCCAAAUACAAGUUCAAGUCGCGCUCGGAGAACCAGCCGCAUAUCUUUUCUGUGGCAGACAUCGCCUAUCAGGACAUGCUGCACCACAAGGAGCCGCAGCACAUUAUCUUUUCCGGGGAGAGCUACUCGGGCAAGUCGACCAAUGCCCGUCUGCUGAUCAAGCAUUUGUGCUAUCUGGGCGACGGGAAUCGGGGCGCCACAGGGCGCGUCGAAAGCUCCAUUAAGGUCAUACUGAUGUUGGUGAAUGCCGGGACACCGGUUAACAACGACUCCACCCGCUGUGUGCUGCAGUAUUGCCUGACCUUCGGCAAGACCGGCAAGAUGAGUGGGGCCGUCUUCAACAUGUACAUGCUGGAGAAGCUGCGCGUGGCCACCACCGAUGGCAGCCAGCACAACUUUCAUAUCUUCUACUAUUUCUAUGAUUACAUCAAUCAACAGAAUCAGCUGAAGGACUACAACCUGAAGGCCGAUCGCAACUAUCGCUAUCUGCGCAUACCCCCGGAUGUGCCGCCAUCGAAGCUCAAGUAUCGUCGCGACGAUCCCGAGGGCAACGUUGAGCGCUAUCAGGAAUUUGAGACCAUUUUGCGCGACUUGGACUUCAGUCACAAGCAGCUGGAGACGGUGCGAAAGGUGCUCGCCGCCAUUCUCAAUAUCGGCAACAUUCGCUUCCGUCAAUCGGGCAAAUACGCCGAGGUGGAGAACACCGACAUUGUCUCCCGCAUCGCCGAGCUGUUGCGCGUCGAUGAGAAGAAGUUCAUGUGGUCGCUGACCAACUUCAUAAUGGUAAAGGGCGGCAUUGCCGAGCGGCGACAGUAUACGACGGAGGAGGCACGCGAUGCUCGGGAUGCUGUCGCCUCCACUCUCUACUCGCGUCUGGUUGACUUUAUCAUCAAUCGGAUCAACAUGAAUAUGUCCUUCCCACGCGCCGUCUUUGGUGAUACGAAUGCCAUCAUCGUCCACGAUAUGUUCGGCUUUGAGUGCUUCCACCGCAAUGGCCUGGAGCAGCUCAUCAUCAACACGCUGAACGAGCAAAUGCAGUACCACUACAAUCAGCGCAUCUUCAUUAGCGAAAUGCUGGAAAUGGAGGCCGAGGACAUCGAUACCAUCAAUCUGAACUUUUAUGACAACAAGACGGCUCUAGACAAUCUGCUGACCAAGCCCGAUGGACUGUUCUAUAUCAUAGACGAUGCAUCACGCUCCUGUCAGGAUCAGGACUUGAUUAUGGAUCGCGUUUCGGAAAAGCACAGCCAGUUCGUGAAGAAGCACACUGCCACUGAGCUAUCCGUGGCCCAUUAUACGGGCCGCAUCAUUUACGAUACGCGCGCAUUCACUGACAUCAAUCGGGACUUUGUGCCGCCGGAGAUGAUCGAAACGUUCCGCUCCUCGCUGGACGAGAGCGUCAUGCUCAUGUUUACCAAUCAGUUAACCAAAGCCGGCAAUCUGACCAUGCCCUUUGAGGCCAUACAGCAUAAGGACGAGACUGAGCGCAGAUCAUACACUCUAAACACGCUCAGCGCUGGCUGCAUCUCGCAAGUGAACAAUCUGCGCACCAUGGCCGCCAACUUCCGUUUCACCUGCCUGACCCUGCUCAAAAUGCUCAGCCAAAACGCGAACCUGGGCGUGCACUUUGUGCGCUGCAUUCGCGCCGAUCUGGAGUACAAGCCGCGUGCCUUCCACUCGGACGUUGUGCAGCAACAGAUGAAGGCGCUGGGCAUUCUCGACACGGUCGUGGCGCGACAACGUGGCUACUCCACACGCUUGCCCUUCGAGGAGUUCCUCAAACGAUAUCAGUUUUUGGCCUUUGACUUUGAUGAGACGGUUGAGAUGACCAAAGACAAUUGUCGUCUGUUGUUCUUGCGCCUCAAGAUGGAGGGCUGGGCACUGGGCAAGACCAAGGUCUUUUUGCGCUACUACAACGAUGAGUAUCUGGCCAGGCAAUACGAGCUGCAGGUGAAAAAGGUCAUCAAGGUGCAGUCGAUGAUGCGUGCCCUGCUCGCACGCAAGCGUGUCAAAGGCGGCAAGGUCUUCAAAUUGGGCAAGAAGGGACCCGGCCAGCACGACGAGGCCGCCAGCAAAAUACAAAAAGCUUUUCGUGGUUUCCGAGACCGUGUCCGCUUACCGCCAUUGGUGAAUGAGAAGUCCGGGCAGCUCAAUCAGAAUACGGCGGAUUUCAUUCGACCCUUUGCUAAGAAAUGGCGCGAGAAAUCCAUCUUUCAGGUGCUGCUACACUAUCGAGCUGCUCGCUUCCAGGACUUUGUCAAUCUAUCGCAACAGGUGCACAUUUACAAUCAACGCAUGGUGGCUGGCCUCAACAAGUGCACGCGAGCGGUGCCCUUCGAGCGAAUCAAUAUGCGUGAGGUGAACUCUUCGCAGCUGGGCCCGUUGCCCGUGCCCAUCAAGAAGAUGCCGUUCCGCUUGGACCAGAUACCGUUUUACGACACCCAAUAUAUGGUGGAUCCGGCCAAUUCGAUCACGCGCCAAACCUUUCCGAAUCACCUACUGUUACAGCAGACGGAGGAUGACGAGCCCUGGGAUAGUCCAUUGCAGCGCAAUCCCUCAAUGACCUCGUGCUUGCUGACCUACAAUGCGUAUAAGAAGGAGCAGGCCUGCCAGACGAACUGGGAUCGCAUGGGCGAGAGCGAUAACAUCUACAAUCAAAACUACUUCCGGGAUCCACAGCAGCUGAGAAGGAAUCAAAUGCAAAGGAACAUGAAUGCCUAUAACAAUGCUUACAACAAUAACUACAACAGCAGCAACUAUCAGAACGCCAAUUGGGGAGUUUAUCGAUCCGGAUCGCGUCGCAAUUCCUUAAAGGGUUAUGCGGCGCCGCCGCCGCCGCCACCGAUGCCAUCCUCGAAUCAGUAUCGCAAUAAUCCCAGCCAGCAGCAACGGAACUACCAGCAACGCUCCUCAUAUCCGCCCUCGGAUCCGGUGCGGGAGCUGCAAAAUAUGGCGCGUCGCAACGAUGACGAUAACUCUGAGGAGCCACCAUUUAAUUUUAAGGCCAUGCUGCGCAAGACUAACUAUCCGCGGGGCUCCGAGACGAGCACCUACGACUUCCACAAUCGCCCCGGCUGGGACAACAACGACCAGCAGCAGCAGCACACAUUCCAGGCACCAAAGCUACGGUCGACGGGUCGACGCUACGACGAAGAUGGCCAGAACUCCAACCACAACCAGAACUCCGGCAACUAUGGCGUGUCGCGCAAUUUCGGCCAGCGGGCCCCGCCGUUGCGCCAGACGCCGGCGAGCGUAGGACGCAGCUUCGAGGACAGCAAUGCGCGCUCCUUCGAAGAGGCCGGCUCAUACGUUGAGGAGGAGAUUGCACCGGGCGUUACGCUCUCGGGCUAUGCUGUUGACAUUUAAAGUACAUUAAUUAAUGAUCUACUCAUAUUGUGACGUGCGAGAUAUUCUAAUUAAUUAAUUGUAGCAAUAAACUUGAGUUCAGCAAAA
This is a messenger RNA of Drosophila mojavensis, 4780 nucleotides long. RefSeq names its product neither inactivation nor afterpotential protein C (gene ninaC). NCBI's taxonomy places the organism in Eukaryota, Metazoa, Arthropoda, Insecta, Diptera, Drosophilidae. The transcript is spliced from 14 exons. Gene Ontology annotation, cellular component: myosin complex. Bases 173 to 4693 code for a protein of 1506 amino acids. Gene Ontology annotation, molecular function: protein binding; cytoskeletal motor activity; ATP binding. The record is from RefSeq and is a predicted model, not a curated record. Gene Ontology annotation, biological process: protein phosphorylation.